CCAGGUGCACGCUGGUGUUGGGUUACAGUGACGUCAUUACGCCGAUACGCUACGGCACGUUGACGCACACAGUAAUGGCAGCGAGCGGUAAGAAGAGUGCUUUGCUCUCCUCUCUGGCGGAUUAUGGAGACGAUUCAGAGCCGGACUCUGACCCAGAACCAGAAACAGAAGAGACCGUUUGGUUUCCCACAUCCUCCUGUUUCCCAGCAGGGGGGCGAGUCGGUGGUCUGGUUUACAGCUAUGGAGACGACGACCUGAACCGAACUGAAGAUGCUGAGGACAAAGUGUCAGGAGAUGAAGAGAGCCGGGAGAGCAACUCGGUCAGUAUCGAGAUGGAAGAAUCUGACGAGGCGAGGGAGGCAGAGGAAGUCGAGAUCUUAGAAUUGGAAAAAAAGGACCCCAAUGAGCUCGUUGCUCUUUUCUCGGAGAAAGUGAGGAACAUGUCACCCGACGCCAUCCGGAUCCCCCCCGAGCCGCCCGGACGUUGCUCCAGCCAACUGCAGGACAAGAUCCACAAGCUGUACGAGAGGAAGCUGCAGGGAGACUUCGACACCAACAGCCACAUCCAGAAGAAGAAGGAGUUCAGAAACCCCAGCAUUUACGAGAAGCUCAUUCAGUUCUGCAGUAUAGACGAACUGGGAACGAAUUACCCCAAAGACAUGUUCGACCCCCACGGCUGGUCGGAGGACUCGUACUACGAAGGUCUAGCCAAAGCUCAGAAAGUGGAGAUGGACAAACUGGAGAAAGCCAAGAAGGAGCGCACCAAGUGUGUUUCACAGAUUGAGUUUGUCACGGGGACGAAGAAGGGCACCAACCCCUCUAACACAGCAGCCUCCACCAACAGCAGUAAUACCUCCACCACGUCCACAGAGGCCCAGAAGAGGAAGAGCAAAUGGGACUCUGCGAUCCCCGUGACUCUGGCUCAGCCCGCCGUCAUCACCACCAGCGGUACGCUACCCUCCGUCGUCUCGGUCACCACCACCGCCAGCGGCACCAAGACCACCGUCAUCUCCGCCGUGGGCACCAUCCUGAAGAAGGCCAAGCAGUGACUUCACCACAGGCGGCAGAGGAAGCUGCGUGACCUGUGUUUAGGGCUGGGAGAUGUGCGGAAACUCGGAUAUCACAACGUUUUCGGACUUCUUCUGUCGAUAUUGGACCAUAGAUACUGUCAGUGUUAACACAAUGGGAAUUUUGAUAAAAGCUCAUCAGUAAUGUGGAUUUUUUUACUUAAAAACCAAGAACAAACACGACUUGCAAUAUCAAAAAUCCCUCUAGGAUAUCCAGUCUCGUCUCCAGGUAGUCGAGAUAACAUCGGUGUGUUUCCCAGCCCUCCCUGUGCUCAUUAUACAUGUGAGGAAAAAGCGGACAAAUGACAAUAUGGACUCUGUUUUUUUACAAACCGACAAAUACCCUUACAUCUAAAGACUCUAUCUGCAGGAUCCACAUCUGAAUCCUGACUUGCAUCCUCCAAGAAAUGCUGCAUGGAGAUCUGUCAUGUUUAUGUUGUAGAGAACAAUGUUUCCUGGUUGAAAAGUCUUUGGUUUUCUUCCAGUAUCUUCACUCGUACUAUAGCAGUUAUAUUUCUUUAUCGCUCAUUGUUUUUUCUGCUUUUUUUCUCCUUCAUUGGGAUAUUGACUGAGCUGUAAGGGAAGAUUAGUUUUUUUAGUUUGUACAUAUUUGAUAAGGUGAAUAAAUGGAUCACUUCUUGCCUUUUUUCA
Eleginops maclovinus (Patagonian blennie) is the source of this 1718-nucleotide messenger RNA. RefSeq names its product SAP30 binding protein (gene sap30bp). Gene Ontology annotation, cellular component: nucleus. Lineage: Eukaryota; Metazoa; Chordata; Actinopteri; Perciformes; Eleginopidae. Gene Ontology annotation, biological process: regulation of DNA-templated transcription. The coding region runs from base 75 to 1049 and encodes 324 amino acids. The record is from RefSeq and is a predicted model, not a curated record. The transcript has 10 exons.